Molecule: messenger RNA, 2342 nt
Organism: Drosophila hydei
Lineage: Eukaryota; Metazoa; Arthropoda; Insecta; Diptera; Drosophilidae
Gene: mRRF2
Product: ribosome-releasing factor 2, mitochondrial
Exons: 9
Coding region: 92-2323 (743 amino acids)
Biological process (GO): ribosome disassembly; mitochondrial translation
Cellular component (GO): mitochondrion
Molecular function (GO): GTP binding; GTPase activity
Source: RefSeq, a predicted model, not a curated record
GGAGCAACAGCUGUUACUAACAGCUGAUUGAUCGGCAACAUUUUAUGUUUGUCCGUUAAGUUUCCGUUGCGGUUAUUUAUCAAUUAAAAUAAUGCAAUAUAGCUUAUUACAUGCAGCCUUUAGGGGCUACAGGCUAUUGGUGAGACAACAUGCACAUUUCAUCAAACGUUGUUAUAGUGGAGAUAUUAGAAACAUUGGGAUUUUAGCACACAUCGAUGCAGGCAAAACAACAACAACCGAACGUAUGCUUUUCUAUGCCGGGAAGACCCGGUCCUUGGGUGAAGUGCACCGCGGCAACACGGUAACGGAUUAUCUUACACAAGAGCGCGAACGAGGCAUCACUAUUUGUAGCUCAGCCGUUACGUUUGGCUGGAAUGGUAAGCGUAUUAAUCUGCUAGACACGCCCGGUCACAUUGACUUUACAAUGGAGGUAGAGCAGUCUCUUUAUGCUGUUGAUGGUGUUAUUAUUGUGUUGGACGGCACUGCUGGCGUGGAAGCUCAAACCGUCACCGUUUGGACGCAGGCAGACAAGCACAAGCUGCCACGACUUAUUUUCGUUAAUAAGAUGGAUCGUCCCGAUGCGAAUUUUGAAAAAUGCAUUGACGAUUUAAAGACGAAACUGGAUGCUAAGCCCAUCUGCUUGCAAAUUCCUACAAAGAACAUUGACGGACAGUUGGGCCUAUACGAUGUGAUAACAUUGGAGCACUUAACCUGGGAACAAAAGGAUUUUGGUCGCAUUUAUAACAAAGUUAAGGUGGAAUCGUCUGAUGCGCUUCGAAAAUUGCAAGAUAAACGCAGCGAAUUGAUUGAUGAGCUAUCCGGAAUCGAUGACGAAUUGGCUGAAGUUGUCAUUAGCACUGAGAGCUUCGACAAUGUCAGUAAUGAGCUAAUUGUGCAGGCACUGCGACGCGCCACGUGCAACCAGAAGGUUGUGCCCGUACUGUUGGGCUCCGCAUAUAAAAAUAUUGGCAUACAAUGUUUGAUGGAUGCUGUGAAUGCUUAUUUGCCAACACCCGGUGAACGAAAUCAGAUAUAUAAUUGUUUUGGCAAUGAUCUAGCGGGCAAGGUGUUUAAAAUUGUGCACGACAAACAACGUGGUCCACUGACUCUGGUGCGCUUGAUACGUGGGGAGCUGAAGCGAGGAAUGCGUGUUCUCUCUUCAGGUGGACAGGCGGAGGUUAUAACGAAAAUUUAUGAGCCACUGGCUGAUGAAUAUCGAGAAGUGAACUCCAUCCAGGCAGGCGAUGUGGCCAUUUGUUCGGGCCUUAAGUCAACAGUUACUGGUGAUCUGCUUACGACCAGUCACACAUCCUUGAAGAAUGCACAGAAACGUUAUAUGCAGAGUCGCGACACCGCUGCUCCACCAAAAGAUAUCGAGAAUGAUGAUGAUGAUGAGUUGGACGUGAGUCAUGAGCUGUUUUCCAUUGAACCCAAAAUACCUGAUGCAGUCUACUUCUGUUCCAUUGAGCCGCCCAGCAUAUCAGCGCAAACGGCCAUGGAACAGGCGCUCAAGCAACUCCAGCGCGAAGAUCCCAGUCUGCGUGUUAGCUAUGACUCGGUAACCGGGCAGACAGUUCUUGGCGGCAUGGGUGAACUCCAUAUGGACAUCGUUAAGUCACGUAUGCUAACUGAAUACAAAAUCGAUGUGGAUCUGGGUCCGUUACAAAUUGCCUACAAAGAGACUAUCGAGGCGCCGUCCAAGACAACUUUGAGCGUGGAGAAAGAAAUUGCGGGCAGCAAGCAAAACGUGAAUAUAACCCUGGAGCUUGUCAAUAAUCAGAGCGAGCUUUUCAGCUUAGAUAAAUCACCUGAGAAUUUGCAAAAUCUGAAUGCCCUGCGUCCUAGGAUUCUUCAAGUGCUGCGCAAAGGAGCAACCGCUGCUUUGGAGCGUGGACCACGAGUUGGUGGUCACGUAGUGGAUACUCAGAUACGCUUACACAGUAUCACUGUGGGGCGUGGCACUGCCGACUCAUUCGUAAUGGCCGCGGCGGCACAGUGCGUACAAAAGCUCCUAAGCACAAGUGGCACACGGCUAUUGGAACCCAUCAUGACCAUCCAAAUUGUAGCCCCCAAUGAACGUAUAUCUGCAAUUAUGGCAGAUCUGUCUAGACGCCGCGCACUUAUAAAAGACGUUGCGCCGAAAGGAGACAGGAAUAAGCAAAUUUUUGUGAAUGCACCCUUGGCCGAGCUAUCCGGCUAUUCCAGUGCACUGCGUACGAUCAGUUCCGGUACGGCCAGCAUGACAAUGCAGCCAUGCGGCUUCUCUGAAAUGAACGCCGUUGAUGAAUCGAUAGCCGUGCGUCGUGCUCAGGGCUUGGACUGACAUAUUAAUGGCUGCCUUG